Molecule: messenger RNA, 2427 nt
Organism: Pocillopora verrucosa
Lineage: Eukaryota; Metazoa; Cnidaria; Anthozoa; Scleractinia; Pocilloporidae
Biological process (GO): cell surface receptor signaling pathway; G protein-coupled receptor signaling pathway
Cellular component (GO): membrane
Molecular function (GO): G protein-coupled receptor activity
Source: RefSeq, a predicted model, not a curated record
AUGAACCUACGCACUUCAAGCCUUACGUACUUAGGUGUUGUGUUUUUGAGUCUUGCUGUUCCGGAACAAGGAAUCGCUGACGGUUCGAAUAACCUUCCAGUUUUAGUCUAUUCAAAGGACGACUUCAUCGUGCGUUACAAAGGACAGAAUCUUAGUCUGAGAGAUAUUUUCCGUCGUCAGAAUGUUACUCCCCCGGAAGGAAAGUCGUUUUUCUAUGAGGUUAAAAGACAGAAGACUUCGAAACACCAGUCAUGCAAAGGCAGAUGUUUCAGCGAAGAAAGGAAAAAGGACAUGACCUGUUACUGUGACAACGCAUGCAAAAUGUUUGGUGACUGUUGCCUGAAUUUUUACUCGAGCUGCAUUCAGAGUAGUAGUAAUGCACUACUUCAGGAUAAGGAAUGUGGAGAUGUCAACAGCUAUUUAUGGUCCGGGGUAAUCAUGCGAUCUACUUGCAGUUCGCACGAAAAUCAGAGCACCAAAGACUGCCAUACCCUGACUGUCCAACAGUUAAAUAUGACUUUACAAAAAGAACUCGCUGUCUCUGCCAAAAAUGUAACAUAUAGAAGCAUCGCUUGUGCCAAAUGUAAUUAUGAAGAAAAUGCAAGUUUCUGGGCUUUAAGUAUUUCGUGCAAAAGUACCACAGGAAAUCCACCUGCUCCGAACAUCACUGCUUUGACGAAGUUUUUGAAGGAGCACGAAGAUUGUUCCUGGAAAUACGCACCAACUCACAACCUUACAGGCCAUUAUAGAAGUUGUGUGGUAAAGGAUGCACGCUGCGCUUCGAACAAGUCAAACAUCUUGCCUAUUGUUCGAGAAUUGUGUGCUUUGUAUUCCAUGGUCUUCACAGUUGAUGGUAAAAGAAGCUACAGGAAUCCUCACUGUGCUUUGUGUAAUCAAGAGGGAUGGCUAAUUCCUCAGCAAACUAACUCACCUGGGAUAUCGAGUGUAGGCCCACCCUACACACCUCCAUUACGAAUCCUUCUUGAUGUGAGCCCAAACGUAAAAUUCACAACCGAAUCGGGAGAGAAAUCACAACCUACGAUCAAUACUGAAGCUCCGCGAUUUCAAGUUUUCAACAUGUCUUCGCAAGUGCUUAACUGUACAUCAACUGGCAUCAACAACUGCACUUGCCAAGCUUUGAUUCUAGCAAAUAAUCAAUCAAGUCGGGCAAGCUUGUCGUCAAACAAAACCCUUGUGACAUUGACAUCAAGUCGGAUUUCAUAUGACGACGAUUUCAUAAGAUUGCAGGGAAACGAUGUUUCUAAUUUGUGCCCAACAGCCCAGCCUGGACCAUUAGAUGCACUCACGAAAUAUGAAAAUGACAGUUUAGUGCUGGUUCACAUCACCUUUGCCGCUAUGAUUUUGUCCAUCGUCUCGCUGUGUUUUCUUCUCGCUGUUUACCUGUCUUUUAAAGAACUGAGAAAUCUGCCCGGGAGAUGUGUGAUCAAUCUCUCCGGAGCGUUAUUGUGUUAUCAAGCAUUUUUCCUCAGCGCAAAGAAGUCAACAGAAGUCCCUAUCCUCUGUCAAGCAGUGGCCAUUUUAAUUCAUUUCUUCGCUCUUUCCGCAUUUUCAUGGAUGGCCGUUAUGGCCUUUGAUACAGCAAGUACCUUUACUCCAACAGUGGCUGACACAAGUAGGCAACCAUCAGACACCAGAAAGAUCUUCAUCAAGUAUUGCAUUCUGGGAUGGGGACUUCCUGCUGUAAUCGUUGGAUUUUGCAUCGUGUUGGACCUCACUGGAACUUUCCAUGUCGGAUACGGAUACGGAAAUUUGCUCUUCUGUUGGAUAUCAGAUAGUACAGCCCUAACUGUUGUCAUGGUAACGCCUGUAAGCGCUGCUUUGAUCUUCAAUGUAAUCUGCUUCGCAAAAAGCGCGUAUGCCAUUCGUCAUUUACAACAGGCUGCCGCCCUUGCAGCAUCUAACAGCUCUAAAGCUUCUCUGACUUUCAUCUGCAUCAAACUGACCACAGUCAUGGGUUUGACCUGGAUUCUGCAGCUUGCUGCUAAUUGGAGACACACAGAGUUCUUACAAUAUCCCUCCGCUGUAUUGAACAGCAUGCAAGGGUUAUUCAUCACUUCGUGUUUUGUUACCACUAAGAAGGUGCGUGGUCUCUUCAAAGAGAGAUUCUCUAAUCGAAGAAGUCGUUCAGUUGAACCCCAAACAAACUCUGCUCGUGACCAACCUACUCUGGGAAUCACUGAUGUUGAAAGAGCUGAAGGUUCUACUAUCGUUCUCAGGGAACAAGGGAGAACAAGUUCUUAAAGAAGAUAAAUCUCUUUUUAUGCACAUGGAAUAGAAUGAGACUUUCGGCCUUUCCAUUAAAGCUGUAAAAUAGUGCGUGUGAAAACGAACACAGAUUAUUAUGGGAUAAUUUGGUAUUAUCAACAGAGUUAAUUACGUAAAUUGGCUAUCGUAAAGAGUUUCAAA